Messenger RNA from Cuscuta campestris, 3059 nucleotides. NCBI's taxonomy places the organism in Eukaryota, Viridiplantae, Streptophyta, Magnoliopsida, Solanales, Convolvulaceae. The record is from the annotation of a GenBank genome assembly.
ACCCUAGUCCUCCAAAGAUCUGAACUUUGAUUUCCGCCAACCUGAAGAGGGUGGAGCUUCCGUCUGCGCCGCCUCUAUCCUUCCACUCCACCCUUACUCCGCCCGUGUGGGCGCUCAGCGUGAAAACACGACCUGACCCUUUGCGUUGCGCGCUCAUAUCCAGCGUUUCCAUUCUGCGUCCGAGGACUUUUACAUCCUAUCUGGUGUGGAGCAACCUACUCGUGUCCGGCCUGCUUUAAAUAUCCAGGUCUAAUAAACAUCAAGCUGUGGGGUUCGGAGGAAACAAAAGCCUCCAUAUCACGAUUUUCUUAGAUUAACUUUGCAACUUACAAGUUUUUAAUGGGAGAAAGUUGAAAUGAGAUAUCAUUGCAAUCCAAUUACAACUAGGGAUGGAAGAGAAAGAACAUGAAGUAGGUCCUCUGGAACAGAAACAUCUUACUGCUUCACACUGGCCUUCCAAUACUGUUGGAAAAUUGGGAUCUGUUUCUCUGGGCGCUGAAGUAGAAAUGCCGAGGAAUAACGAGUUAACUGAGAAUGAAGUAGACAUUAAUCCUUCAUCACAGACAGCAUCCCAGAUCCUCUGGAGAACUGGAACACUUUCUGAGCCAAUUCCAAAUGGUUUCUACUCUGUUGUUCCUGAGAAAAGGCUUAAGGAGCUUUUUGAAGAUAUACCUACAAUUGACGAGCUUCAUGCAUUAGAGCUUGAGGGUUUCAGAGCAGAUACUGUACUUGUAGAUGCUGAAAAAGAUAAGAAGCUUUGUAUGCUAAAGCAACUGGCUGUUGCACUGGUAAAAGGCUUGAACUCCAAUCCUGCAGCAAUGGUAAAGAAGAUUGCUGGACUGGUUUCUGAUGUUCAUAAUCGACCGAAUUUGGAUCUCAGCACUGCUAAAGGUGUACUUGAGGAAACAUCUUGUGUUUCUAGCAACCGUGGUAUUCAGAUGUUAGGACAAAUAAAACACGGGUCAUGCCGCCCACGAGCAAUAUUAUUCAAAGUUCUCGCAGAUACUGUAGGUAUUGAAUGUAGGCUGGUAGCGGGUUUGCCUACAGAAGGUGCUUCUGAGUGCACCGACUCAUAUAAGCAUAUGUCUGCACUAGUUGUUUUGAACUCCAUGGAACUAUUUGUGGAUCUCAUGAGGUUUCCUGGCCAAUUGAUCCCUCAAUCAGCCAGAGCUAUUUUUAUGACCCAUGUUUCUGCUGCUGGGGAGAGUGACUCUGCAGAAAAUGAUUCCUGUGAUUCGCCAUUGGAGCCUAACAGCCCUCUAUUUGGGGUUUCAGACAGAGGAGAUCUUGAUAGUGUUGAAAAAGAUGAUGCUGUCCAGUACCAGCGAAGACUAGAAGCAUCUUCAAAUGCAGCAGGACCUUCAUUGCGGAACAUGAUGCUCCGGUCAUCCACUUCCAUUGACAGAAAUUUGAGUUCAUGUCAUAGUGAUCCAAACAUUGCUGCAACGUUUUGGAGGAGGGGUUGGAGCAAGGUUAUCAGUGAACCGAGGACUGCAAGCUCAAGCCCUGAACAUCCUUCAUUUCGAACACGUGGCCGAUCCAUGCUUAGUGGUGAUCAUAAAAGCUUCAGACAUUUUUCUGACGAUGUUGCUACAUCAAGAUCAGAAGGUGCAUCCACACCAGAAACACGUAGGCUGAGAAGAAGAAGCAUAAGUAUAACUCCUGAAAUUGGUGAUGAUAUCGUAAGGGCUGUCCGAGCAAUGAACGAAACCCUGAAGCAGAGUCGUCUCUUGAGUGAACAAGGAGAAAACAAGUCUUUCAUGUGCACUUCAUAUGAUAGAGAUAGUUCUUCCAAUCUUCAAAAUGAUGCAUCUGGUUUCAACUAUGAUGAUCGUGUUGGUGUGUCUGGUAGGCAGACUAGCUUUUUCACUUCUUCAAUGGACCACUUGAGUUCCCAGAAGGCAAUGUCAUUACCCUCUUCUCCUCAUGAAAUCAGGAAUCAAACUCAAUCACGUAUAGCUUCUUCUGACCAGCACAAGGCGAACGAAGACAUGGUCUCAACUUGGAACAGGGUUCUCGAAUUACCAAUGUUCCAGAAUAAGCCUUUGCUACCUUUCGAAGAAUGGAAUAUAGAUUUCUCAGAGUUAACUGUGGGCAUACGAGUUGGGAUUGGAUUCUUUGGGGAAGUUUUUCGUGGUAUUUGGAAUGGGACAGAAGUAGCAAUCAAGGUGUUUUUGGAGCAGGAUCUUACUGCUGAAAACAUGGAGGAUUUCUGCAAUGAAAUUUCAAUCCUUAGCCGUCUAAGGCACCCAAACGUGAUACUAUUUCUUGGUGCAUGCAUGAUACCUCCACACCUGUCAAUGGUUACUGAAUACAUGGAGAUGGGAUCACUCUAUUAUUUAAUUCAUUCAAGUGGUCAAAAGAAGAAGCUCAGCUGGCGGCGGAGACUUAAGAUACUUAGAGACAUAUGCAGGGGGUUGAUGUGCAUACAUCGGAUGAAGAUAGCUCACCGGGAUCUAAAAAGUGCAAAUUGUCUUGUGAACAAGCAUUGGACAGUAAAAAUAUGUGAUUUUGGGCUGUCAAGAAUGGUGACAGAUGCAUCCAUGCGAGACUCCACAUCUGCAGGAACUCCAGAGUGGAUGGCUCCUGAACUCAUUCGUAAUGAACCUUUCUCAGAGAAAUGCGACAUCUUUAGCCUAGGAGUUAUCAUGUGGGAGCUCUGUACUCUGAAUAGACCUUGGGAAGGUGUACCUCCGGAAAGGGUGGUGUAUGCUGUUGCUAACGAGGGGUCGAGGUUAGAGAUACCAGAAACCGGGAAUCUGGGUAGACUUAUUGCAGAUUGCUGGGCAGAGCCUCAAGAACGGCCCAGUUGUGAGCAAAUUUUGACACGCCUGGUUGAUUGUGAAUACUCACUCUGCUGAUUGCAUUAUGUGCCUUUUGUACAUAGAUACACACAUAAGUAGAGUUUGUGUUACAACAUUUGUGUCGGCUUGAAUUGCAACUUCUUUUCGAGUGGUUUUCAUUUCUACUCUCUAACUAUGUGUGUUGUUACAACAUUUUUGCAGUGAGUAUUUGCCCUCUCUGCUAAAUCAAUAUAUCAAUACAAUUUAUGUGUCAUU